AUGUCUUAUACGGGUCGAGAGGCAACUCCGGGAACGAUCUUGACUAUUAUCUCUUUUUUAUUACUUUUCUUAAUAAAUCUUUUAACUCCAAUCAUCAAAACACUAUACUUUGUAAAAGUAUCACGGUUGGGAUUAACGUUUGAAGAAGAAUUAACAAUUGGAUUAUGGGGUUUUUGCGCACAUAUUAAUGGUACACCAAAGAAAUGCACCCCGACGAAGAUAGGUUUUGCUUUUGAUCCUAGAAAAUCACUGAAUCCUAAUUUGAUUCCUGGUGGUCUUUCCCAAGACUUACCUGAAGCAGUAAGCACAUCGUUAAGCUAUUUGGUGGUGGUUCAUAUACUUGCGUUGAUUACAUUAUCAAUUGUAUCUUGUGUUGGCGUAUUUGCACAUAGACGCAAAAAUCGAGAUAAAGGACUCAUAAAAGUAGCGGCACAAAGUUCAACACUUGCCUUUAUUUUAGUUCUUUUCGCAUUUAUAAUAGAUUUCAUAUUGUUUAAUAAUGGAAUUGUGAAACCAAUAAAUAAAAUGGUUGGGAACGUUUAUACAGCAAAAUUGGAUAACGCGUAUUAUCUGAUGAUUGUUUGCCUGAUAAGUUCUGGUUUGGCUACGAUAGGUUUCUUAGUAGGUAAAGUUAUGAAUAAACGAAGAAGAAGAAAAUCUGAUGAUGAUGAUAUAUAUGAUAAUAGAGAAACGAUUGAACCAGCUUAUCAAAGACCUAAUAACGAAAGGGUACAGAAUCCAAAUCAAAAUAAUAUUCCGCAAUAUGCUGAAUAUGAAGUAGAAGAAAUUAGACAAUCUCCAUCACCUGUAAAUCGUCCUUUACCAUCAAACCCUGGUGUAAAUUAUUCCAAUCCAACACCAAUCUUACCUGGACCAAAAACUGGUGUGGAUUAUUUCAAUCCAUCACCAUACGCGCCUGGACCACAACCUGGUGUAGAAUAUCCCAAUCCAUCACCAUACUCACCUGGACCUCAACAAGGUGUAGAAUAUUCCAAUCCACCAUCAUUCGUGCAUGGACCUCAACAAGGUGUAGAAUAUUCCAAUCCAUCACCAUACUCGCCUGGAUCUCAACAUGGUGCAGAAUAUUCCAAUCCACCACCAUUCGUGCCUGGACCUCAACAUGGUGUAGAAUAUUCAAAUCCAUCAAAUCCAUUUGGGCCUCAACCUGGUUCAGAAUUUUCAUAUCAAUCACAAAUUGGUCCAACGCCCUAUCAAGGACAUACGAGUCCUAUUAGACGUACCCCUGGAACUGGUAUACAAAAUCAAUUUGCUUAUUCACAUCAAUCACCUCAUCAAUCACCUUCCUACCCAAAUGCGUAUGAUCCAUAUUCAACCAAUUCACCGAUAGAUGAUUAUCCACAAGAUCCACAAGAUGGUUAUCCACUUUCUUCCAAUCAACCAUCUUAUACGAAUCCUAAUAUAUAUCACGACCAGUCAGAAUAUCAUAAACCUCCUGGAAAUUAUUAUAAAUCAUAA
Molecule: messenger RNA, 1476 nt
Organism: Funneliformis caledonium
Lineage: Eukaryota; Fungi; Glomeromycota; Glomeromycetes; Glomerales; Glomeraceae
Source: the annotation of a GenBank genome assembly